Fusarium verticillioides 7600 is the source of this 3730-nucleotide messenger RNA. RefSeq names its product STE protein kinase. Gene Ontology annotation, molecular function: protein serine/threonine kinase activity; ATP binding. The transcript has 2 exons. Bases 1456 to 3330 code for a protein of 624 amino acids. NCBI's taxonomy places the organism in Eukaryota, Fungi, Ascomycota, Sordariomycetes, Hypocreales, Nectriaceae. The record is from RefSeq and is a predicted model, not a curated record. Gene Ontology annotation, biological process: peptidyl-threonine phosphorylation; peptidyl-serine phosphorylation.
UAUAGCCUGCUUUUCCCCAAAUCUCGAUGGUUAUUCAGUCAUGCUGAAAUCGGUCUGCUUGAUAUCAGCUUCAGUGUCGUCAUAGUAAGAUCCGCUGAGCCAUGUAAGAUGCCAGAUGUUUCUAUGCUCGCCUUUUGGUUGACAACGUGCAGCCGAAGGGCUCAUUAGCAAUCAAUUCGAGUGAAUUAUCCAUCAUCCUUCUUGUCAUUUGUGCGAGCUAUUGGAUCUCACAAUGGCCAGAGAUCUUGAGGAGAUCCCAUAUGGAUAGUAUCAUCUGGCCACUGGGGUAAUUAUCUCCAUUUCCUAGGAAAUACGGAGUAAGUCUUAGGUGAGAUGACUCUGCAUAGCCACAAAGUGUUGGGUUGUGGCAGCGAAUGUGGCAGUGGUUGUGUCCCCAACUGUGUCAAGUCAAAUUCUGCCUUGUCAAGCCCAGGGCAGCCCUACCCGUUAUGAGUCCAGUCCUACACUCCACACACGCCAAAAGCUCCCUCCCAAGCCAACAAUCGUAAGCGCAGAGUAGGACGGUCAGGGCAGUCCCAGCGCCAAUGCCAGUGCUCAGUGGCAUUCGCUUCGUACCGUCUCGUCCCGCCCGUUCCCGCUUCUUUCUAUCCUUUCUUGAAUGAAUUAAUCGCCCUCGUUCCCCCGUUGUUGGAUCAUCCCCUCAGCCUUCAGGCAGCGAAUAACUAAACGGCUGUAUGACUCGACCCCGAUUCAGUCUUGUUCCUCGUGGAUUUUGAGACGAGACUAUACGCUAUCAGCAGGCCUGUCCUGAACCUGUCCUGACCUUGGCUGAAAGCUGUCUUUUCAACCCUCCCAGGACACCCAUCGUGUCCUGUCCUUCUGAUGUGCCCUGUUCAGCCUCUUAAAACAGGGCUCGUUGAAUGUCAAAUCUGCUGCUGGUUUUGGCUUUUGUUUCUAUUCCUGCAUCUCCUACAUUACAUUCCCAUCCUAUCCGUACAAGCUAAGGUGUUAUUGCUGCAUCUAAUAAUACCUAGCCACAACCCACUCUUCCCCAGCUUCUAUUAAACCCUUCCACUACCACUCUCUCCCCGCCUCGGUUCGCCUUGUGUCGUACUGUACUUACAUUCUUGGAGUGCAUCGCCUCGCAAGCGCAGCAUAGAGUAGCCUGCCUGGAAUUAAUCACAGUCAGCCCCUCAUAUUACUCAUACAUUCAUAUUCAUUCACAACUACAUUACACUUUUCAGCCUGGCGCAACGUCAAUCGUAUCUCGCUACGCAACGCAUCACCGUACGGAUUGCUUUUCUACGUGGCAAUCACACAAACUCUAUCGAUUACUAUAGACAUUCUGUUCAGCCUGCCAUCCAUUCGUUUGCGUUUGGUUGGUUGGCUAGCAUCUGAGGUAAACUCUUGCCUGGUUCUUCUGCCUGGUCCACCCACCGCUUUACGCCUUGGUUGCUUACCAACUUCACCUAUGAAGCAGAGAUAGCCAAACUUAUGGCAGAACCUAGGCUCGGGCUCUCUGAGGUUGUCUCAGAAGAGCGCACCGAGCCAUUUUCUCAAUCCGAAAUUGACGCCCGCUUCAAGGGGAUUGGUGUUGAAGAACCAGUCCCUACUGCUAGCUCUUCGCUUGUCUCGUUAGACGAGCUCCACGUCGAGGAUCACCACCACAGGCAAGGCAUCCGCAUUCUAUUUCGUCCCCUAGCCAACUUCCCCAAGUCGCGGUCUGUGAGCCCUGGUAGUGAAAGUUUACAGUGGCUCGCUCUCCGCGCCGAAGUGGCUUCACCAGAGCAGCCUGAGCACAAAGUUCUCGCUGUGACUCAGACCUCCAAAGAUAUCAAAUUCACCGUCCGUAUCCCCGGUGAGACUCAGGAUGACUAUCCAAGGCCCCCUUUGUGGUGCGAGCUAUACUACGAUCCCGCUAGUGACAAAGUCAUCUUCUUGAACCGGUCAGACCUGCCAAUUUCUCUGUCAGGAGUGUCACCGACGCCGCCGUCAAGCCCUUACAGUCCCUCGCAUGUCGUCAACCCCGGAUCAGCCAAGGCUCUGAGGCCUGGAACAUGGCGCAUUACGCUUCGAGACAUGGAAGUCCUCGACUUCCGAGUACUUGAAAAGCGCCCAGUGAUACUGUAUCAACCACAGCAACCGUCUAUUGUCGAGGAUGUUCCCUCGGAGUCCAGCACCCCCACCGUGAACUCGAGCGGCAAGCGGGCCCUUUCUCCGGAGUAUGACGAGAAGAGAGUGAAACGUCGUGUCUCAGACCCGAAUACACCCGGUGACGACGGUGUUGUUAUGUUCCUCAGGCCUUCCGCGGAUCCCUUGGUUUUCUCCCUCCCAAAUGGUCGCGAGAGCAAGGAGCUCUCCUCGGUGAAUGGCCAUCCUCUGCUGGACGCUGAAAAGGGUGAAACUGCUGCAAUCUCAGGUGUCUGCGAAGUCGAUGAGUACGAACUCACCAAGCGAGAGCCAAUUGCCUCGACUUCCUUGUCUGCCGUGUACACAGCAACACACUCCCACGUACCGAACAACAUCGUUACUGUCAAGGUACUCAAGACGCGCGUUGCCAACCCCAACGACAAGGCGCUCGUCCACGAGCGGACUGUCAUCCGUCAGGCCGACAUGUGGCUUCGUGAGUGUAGGGGUCAGGAAGACCUGCAGCACAAGUCAAUUGUUCGUUACUAUGGUGGUGAUGCUCGAUUCCUUUCCCUAUACAUGGAGCACAUCGACGCAAAGGACCUGACUUCCAUGCCUCGAUGGAGGAAUAAUACCAACGAUGAGUUCAUUGGCGACAGAAACGAUGCUGCCAGGAUCUUGGGAGACAUCGCCGGCGCCCUCAACUACAUCCACGGUCGCAAGCUGGUGCACAACGAUAUCAAGCCCGCCAACAUCCUCUACUCGCCAGAGAGAGGUGCGGUCCUUUGUGACUUUGGUCUCUCUACACCGGCCACUGCUACUAAUUCGCCGACCGUUGGCGGAACACCGUACUACGUUCCUCCGGAAUUCAUUGGUCGAAAACAACGCGGUCCUGCUUCUGACGUUUGGGCACUCGGUGUCACUAUGCUCUACGUGUUGCGCAAAAUAACGUACCCUGACUCUCGUGCUCAUCGACGACACCCGCGACCCCUUUAUUGGUUGAUCGCUGGGGUGAACAGUCCCAACAUGCCGCACAAGCAGUAUGGAAAUGGUCAACCCGCUAUGAAGCAGAUGCGAGAUUGGCUUGCCGAGAUCUUCGAUGCGAGAAAGAGUCUGAAUCCCAAGGACCGACUCGAGCGGAUCGUUAUGGAGAUGCUAUACCCUAACCCCAACCAACGUAUCACUAUGGCCAAAGUGGUACAAGAGUUGAGUGUAGAACAGGCUGCUGCUCCUACGGGAUGAAGGCCGUAUAAGGAGUCGCAACUGUUAUCAACCAUAUGUGAGAGGAUCUCACAAGAAUAAUCAACUGGUCAUUAUCUGUCUUUUGUUUUCUGAUUUCAGGACUGGAGUUUGGUGUUUCAGCGUUACAUGCUGAAUUUAUAUGAGUGCGAUGAUUGGAUAUACCCAGUUAUUAUUCUUUACGUUUUAAUGUAACUCUUGUUUCUAUAUAUUAUACCAUCUGCAUGUUCAUUUUCCUUUUCUUCAAUCAUGCAAGUCAUCAUAUACGGGUCUGGAAGCAUCUUUAGGGUUCCAGUGGAUCAACAAUAAAAGGCUCCCAGCAGCCAGCCUAUACUGCAGGUUGGCAACGUCAAUGGAAUAUUUUGUUCCGCGCAUAAACAAUCAUAAUUUUUGGAAGGCCGUG